GUUCACUUGCCUGAGAGCUAAACAGUCAUGUUCUGCCGUUGCUCUGUAGCAAGGAUGAUGCUGUGGCUCUGCUUCUGUGCACUGGCUCUCGUCCUGCAGCCAGUUCACUCGGCCUAUAACUGCUCCGCAGUGUUUAACAGGAUUCCAGACAACAAUGAUCUGGUGGUAGACUGUGGCACCAACAUGAUCACUCUGGAGGUAAACCUGUGCACUGCUGAGUGGGCAGGCUUUGACCCCAACGGCCUGGCCCUGAACGGAGAGCGCAAUAAUGCCCAGUGCAAGGGCACCAUUGAUACCACUGUCAACCCACCUGUCAUCCGCUACCAUCUGCCAUUCAACCACAGCCAGGAGAACCCAUGUAGACAGUCUCUGCAGAUUGUGGAUGAGGUGCCCAGCUCCUCUGGUCCAUUCAGCAUGUUCUCCAGCAUUCAGUCUGUCAUUAUCACAGGAUACAUUGAUACGCCCAGCUCCUCAGAGGGCGUCAUCAGUUACUCCACAGACCUCUACUACCACUUCUCUUGCCGUUACCCGCUGGAAUAUCUCAUCAACAACACUCAGAUUGUAGCGUCAUCAGUGUCAGUGGCCACUAGAGACAACAAUGGUACUUUCAUUGACACUCUCAGCAUGGGAGUCUUCAAUAGCACAGAUUUUAAUAGCCCAUUGGUGGUUCCACCUACUGGAUUAGAGCUGCGCAGAAAAGUCUAUGUUGAAGUAAAAGCUGCCAAUCUGACUGGAAACUUUCAUCUCUUGCUGGACCACUGUUUUGCAACCCCAUCAACUUAUAAUCACACCAACAUCAAACAGCACAGCUUUUUCACAGGAUGUGUGGUACAGAACAGGACAAUGGUGCUUUAUAAUGGCCUCUCCAAGUUUUCCAGAUUUUCAUUUGAAGCCUUCCGCUUUGUGGAGCACCGUAAUCAAGAAAUGUCUACUAUAUACCUGCACUGCAUACUGCGACUCUGCGAACCAAACAAGUGCCAAGAACUACUUGAUUCUUGCAACUCUACCAGAACACGAAGGCGAAGGGCCCUAGAACCGUACGGAUCGCCAGCUAAAGAUUCUGCCACAGUGUCUGUGGGUCCUCUGUACACCGCAGCCCUAAGAUCGCCAGCUAAAGAUUCUGCCACAGUGUCUGUGGGUCCUCUGUACACCGCAGCCCUAAAGAAUGAUGUUCCCUCUGCAUUGGCCUCUGGAGGCAGUGAGCCGUUAAACAGGGACAAUAUGAACGUGGCUGGAGUGGUGGUGGGGGUCAUUUUUGCCACCGGCGGUGCUGUGUUGCUGGUUAUGGCUGGAUGGUUUGUGCUGAAGAGGUUUUGCUGGGCCGGUGCUCUGCCUCGGGCUUUCCACUAAGAGA
Molecule: messenger RNA, 1354 nt
Organism: Sinocyclocheilus grahami
Lineage: Eukaryota; Metazoa; Chordata; Actinopteri; Cypriniformes; Cyprinidae
Product: zona pellucida-like domain-containing protein 1
Exons: 12
Coding region: 28-1350 (440 amino acids)
Source: RefSeq, a predicted model, not a curated record